CCACCAGGACCGCCUGCGUGCCCUCAGUCUACCGGCGUCCGCACUGAAGCUCGGAGCUGAAUUUUCUCUCCCAGCGGCGGUUUAAGGUUCGUUAGUUUGAGUUCAUCGCGCAGAAAUGUUGUGUUUCAGCGGGCUGUCGGUGGCGCUGGCUCUCGCUCUGGUCCCGGGUCCCGGUGAAGCCCUGAAGGAGGGAGAGUGUGAAGUGUGUGUGACGUUCCUCGGGAAGUUUUACGAGUCCCUGAAGGAAAACAACGUGAACUUCAACAGCGCAGACAUCGAGAAGGCCAUCGUGAAGAGCUGCAAAGAUGCUAAAGGCAAAGAGAACCGCUUUUGUUACUACAUCGGAGCAACAAGUGACGCAGCCACCAAGAUGAUCAACGAGGUGUCCAAGCCUCUCAGCUACCACGCCCCCGUGGAGAAGAUCUGCGAGAAACUGAAGAAGAAGGACAGUCAGAUCUGUGAACUGAAAUACGACAAACAGCUGGACCUCACCUCAGUGGACCUGAAGAAGCUUAAAGUGAAGGACCUGAAGAAGAUCCUGGAGGAGUGGGGCGAGUCCUGCAAAGGCUGCGCCGAAAAGUCCGACUUCAUCCGCAAAAUCACAGAGCUCAUGCCCAAGUACGCCCCCGCAGCCGCCAAAGCACGGACAGAUCUGUAAUGAGGAACAAAAACAAACAACUUUGGACUUGACUUGGACCAGACUGCUAUCCAGGGAGGACCAGGAGGACCAGGAGAGGAGGAGGAGGAGGAGGAGGGGGGGAGUUUUUUCUGACGUGUUUGUCUCAGUCUAGUUUUUUUUUUUAAUCUGGUAGUCCUGCACUGAUUCAGCAGUAUAGAUAUUUAGUGUAAACACAUAAAUGCUGAAGUCCUUCACUAUACUUUUAAAUCAAGUGUAAGGAGAGGGAGUUUGAGUUUCACAGCACAGGAGCACUGACUGAAGGGGACCUUUGAGCGUUUGGGAGCAGGACUUCUGCUUAUGUACUUCAUACAUUUCACAGUAUAUUGGCUAUAAUCUCCAAAAAUGUCAGUAUAACCAAAUAUUCCAUCGUUGCAUUUUAACGGAAAUGUCACGGAGCAGCUGAAUCAGUGACGACUGCACCACACGUGUCGCUGUAAACGCCCACGCUACCACUCCUCCAGCCUCUUACUGCCCAGAUGCUUUUUGCAAAGUCAUCAUGUUUUGAAGAAUGUGUUUAACUUCCUGUAGUGUUCCCACAUCUUUACCCUCCAUUUCCACGACAUCCUGUCGAGGAGGAUGUUUUUCCUCGUCGGUGACCGAAGCCCCCGAACAUGAGACAUCACAACCGUUAUCAGGCGCUGCAGUUCCUCCUGUCCAAUACGAGACAAGAGAUCAUUUUACUAACGUGAUCCAGGACAAAAUCUGUUCUGUGCAAAAAUCAAGUAGAUAUGUUACAAAGUUAGACUCUCUUUCUUACGUAUUCUCCACUCGAUUAGUCAAACUCAGAAACUGAAACUGCACAGAACAGGACUGUGUUUCUUAGCGGAUCACUUGCGUGGUUAUUGAGUUCUGAAGGGGAUCUGUUAAUGUGAACAGGAGGAACAACGACAGCAACUAGAAGCGGUUCUGAUUUACAUACGGGCAAGCGAGUGUUGUAUUAAGAUGAAAUAUGAAGCUUUAAUCCUUUAAGGCCUGAGGUAACGUAAAAAAGCCCAUGACCUGCAGAGACAGACCUCCCAACACUUUUUUUUUUUCCCCCUUUAACCUCCAAUUUAUUGAUUUUUGUUGGUUCACAGUUUACAGAGUCGCCCAUAUUCCAGCCCACAGUCAGUCACACAGAUUGUGCCCUUAUUAAAAAACAUUAAAUAAAACAACUUGUUUUUCUUCUCCUUUCUGAUCAGCACCAUGACCAUUAAUCCACAAGGAGUUAAACCAAAAUGUGAUGAAAAUGUCCCCUGAAUAUGUAAAACUUGAAAUAAUUAGUGUCUUAUGCCAGGAAAAAACGUCCUCAGAGGUCGUGGAGUAUGGGUGACGUGUGUUGAAGGACAUUUCUGUUUGACAUCGAUCCUCCUCCUAUUUCUUUUUUUUUUUUUUUUUGUCUUUUUUUUUUUCCCAAAGUGAGAAAUAUUUAUUAAAGAUUUAUCUCAUUUCUGAUACGUGGUCAUUGUUUUCCUGCUUUGCUUUUUCGGUCCGACUGACUCCAUCCCAGAUGGUUUCCGUAGUGCUGCCGUUCGUCUUGUGACCAUUGUAACUCGUGAAAAACACGCUGCAGCUCAACCUGCUGCCCGCCUUCCACUUCCAAACAGCGCCGGCAUCACGUCGCAGAAUGAUCCAGUCAGACAGGCGUUGGGUGAUGGGAGUGUUGAAAUUUAAAAGAAAGACAAAGGAACUGUUUGAUCCCACUCUCACCUGCACCUGUGCAACAACAUGCGAGGUUCCUGAUAUUCCUAUAUGUAUAUUUACUUCCACAUGCUGCGGUGACGCCUCUCCCCUCCCAACCCCGGGUUUUUGUGUCUUUCAGAAGGGAUAGAUAUUUUAUUGUUUGAUGUAAGCAAACGAUGUGUACUUAAAACAAAAUCAUGAUAAACGGUUUGUGAUGCUUGAACAGACUUGAAAUGAAAACUGAACAUAUGUUGUUGUUUCAUGUACGGCCCAGGCGCUUUGUUACGACUGUACUAUUUUACUUUUUCAUUAAAAUAUGAAAAAUGUC
Messenger RNA from Micropterus salmoides (largemouth bass), 2669 nucleotides. RefSeq names its product mesencephalic astrocyte-derived neurotrophic factor (gene manf). Gene Ontology annotation, biological process: neuron projection development; dopaminergic neuron differentiation. The record is from RefSeq and is a predicted model, not a curated record. The transcript is spliced from 4 exons. NCBI's taxonomy places the organism in Eukaryota, Metazoa, Chordata, Actinopteri, Centrarchiformes, Centrarchidae. Bases 116 to 658 code for a protein of 180 amino acids. Gene Ontology annotation, cellular component: endoplasmic reticulum.